CCUCGCCUCACUCUCCUUUUUCCUCCUGGACAUUCUCUUCACUCACGAUGCACAUAUCUUCACUCAUUUUCCUUGAAAUCAUGCCUCUUGACAGUCUCUGAGAUCAAUCUUUCCUUGUCUUCACAUUCAUUGUUGUCCUCGAGCCUCUCGUUUCGGUGCACACAUCUUGUUUAUUCCUCAAGUCAAAUAAGGACCGAGCAGUCAUGUAUCCCCAGUAUUCAGGAUACUCUGCUGGCAGAGGUCCUUUUCAGCGAAGGGGACAGUCACGAUACGGAGCCAGCCCGUUCGUUCUGCCUUCGAUGAGAAAUCAUAUCUUUGCUGCUGGUUCCCAAUUCACGCAGGCCGGCCACACUCCAUACCACUCUCAACCGCAGCCUCCGCAGCCCAUCCCUAAUCCCCUGCCGAACCAGGUCAACCAUCGUCAGCUUUAUGAUCGUCAGGUGGAGCAGUUUCUAAAUGAGCAGCGCGCAAAGAUCCAACAGCAAAUGGAGAAGCGCAUGGCCAUUCAGCAAAAGAUAGAUCAACAGAAGGCAGAUCAUUUCGAACUUUCAAAGGUACAAGCCAAGCUGGGCGAUGGAGUGUGCGAGGUCGACAACUUCCCAUUCAAAGAUCUGGCAACCGCUCAGCAGCCCAAGCAGUACGGAGUAGUCAAGAUUACUAAUCUCCCUUACGCUGUCACAAGGCAUGAAAUACAUCAGCUGAUGGGACGUCACGCUGGCAUUGUCGGCCCUGAACUCGGUGGAGGCAUACACAUCAUUAUGGAACGGUCUACCGCAAAGACCAUGGACGCCUUUGUGGAAUUCAAAUGCGAAAAGGACGCCAAGCUGGCAGCACGUCGCCUCAGCUUCACCGAAUCUGGACGUUAUCCUCGCCUUGGAACACGCCAUGUGGACAUCACACUCAGCUCACAUGAUGAGUUGCUUCACGACGUGUUCCCUCGAGCAAAGUGUAUCGAAUGGCAAAAUGGCGUGCCAGUAUUGCUUCAAAAUACCGACCCUUACUCUGUUGGCUUCCAGGGUUUCUUAACAAAGGAAGAAAUCCGCGGUUUGGUCGCUCACGCCAAAAAUCCCGCUCGUUCUCCAUUCACCGAACGUUGCCGUCAGCGCGCGUAUGAAUGCCUGAUCUCUACUUUGUGGAAGUUUCCUUGGUUCGCUACCUCCAUGUACACCGUUGCUGAUCGAGACGAGCUAUAUCAAGCAACCAUACAGCAGGUGCUUGAACUUUGUGAGAAAGUCAAACAGCGCCGCGUCAUCGGUCUCAAUGAAGCACUACUUGUCGACCUUCUCCGUGCCGGUGUCAACUGUCCCGCCUUCAAUGAGAGACAAAAGUUUUGCUUAAUUGAUGCUGCUGAGAUGCCAGCAUUUUGGCCUCUUGUUCACCGAAACCAUUUUGAAUUCUGGCCAUUCGACUGCUUAGCAAAGAACAAGUCUGCUAGCGAGUAUGAUGUUAUGUACUACACCCAACUGAUCCGCAAAGCCCUUGGCACUUGUGACAAGGACAAUCUGGCCAUCCCCAACAACUGGCGCAAUCGAGUUGGGCUGGCAAAAGAAUCCCCUUGGGGUCAUCUAUGGAUCGAAUGGAAUUUUCACAACAAGACAGCAAAGUUCGAGGAUGCUGCGAAGCUUGAGCUCCAGCUCGCUCGUGAUUUGAUUCGAGCCGCUCUGAAUGUGCAACCCUAUAGGGCAAUCCAGACUAUCGCAGGGCCUUUGAUUCUCACAAGCCCAGGCCCGACACAGGGUUUCAUGAAACACCAGUCUGACCCUCUCCCAGAUCCUUGGGCUAAGGAGGUCACCAAGCGUGAGGCUCUCAAUCACAAUUCUCCAACGUCACAAUACACCAACCAGAAUCCCAUGACAACUGUAACUUCCGACGAUGACAGUUUAGCUUUAGCUUUUGGAGGUGUCCGUCUACGUUCUGGCACCAGCUCGACUACCACCGGGCCGAUUAGUCACUUUGGCUCGACCAACGGCAGUUUGGCCACGAAUGAAGCUGAUAUCUAUGCAGUAUCGCUGGAGAACAAGCCAAAGGUUCCCAACGACCAUCGGGUUCGGCAUCAGCAUAGUCAAUCAUUUUCGGCUGCUGUACCUCUCAGGGCCCAUUCUGAUCUCAAUCGACCCGUUCCUGUUCGUCGCAGUGGAAGCAUAUCCAUUCCACCUACCAUUCCAAGCGCCAGCGGAUGCUCUGAGGACUUGGACGAGUCAUUGCUCUCUCAUCGCUCUAGUAGACUGUCGCAACCUGCUGCUCUGUUCCCGACAAAUGUGGGUACCGAUCAAAAUACGGACCUGAGCGGCAACAGUCACAAUAUCAAUACUCUGAUGUUGCAGCAUGGAAUCUGGUCUACUACUCCAUCUGACCUGGUCUCCUAUGGUGGUUCGGGCAAAAAUGAUUUCGGAUCAGCGGAAGCAGAAAAUCGUGGACGUAGCGAGCAUUCAAGCCGUCAUACUUCCAACCCCUCGGUGUCCAGUCAGCAACGAGGUCUUACCGUUCUGUCGGAAGACGAGGAGGAUGUGUUUAGCAAGGGCACUUGA
Talaromyces stipitatus ATCC 10500 is the source of this 2528-nucleotide messenger RNA. RefSeq lists its product as uncharacterized. The record is from RefSeq and is a predicted model, not a curated record. NCBI's taxonomy places the organism in Eukaryota, Fungi, Ascomycota, Eurotiomycetes, Eurotiales, Trichocomaceae. Gene Ontology annotation, molecular function: nucleic acid binding. Bases 204 to 2528 code for a protein of 774 amino acids. The transcript has 5 exons.